Molecule: messenger RNA, 1806 nt
Organism: Solenopsis invicta (red fire ant)
Lineage: Eukaryota; Metazoa; Arthropoda; Insecta; Hymenoptera; Formicidae
Gene: tan
Exons: 8
Coding region: 392-1588 (398 amino acids)
Source: RefSeq, a predicted model, not a curated record
UACUCGCGAAGACUGUAAGCUGUCAGUCGCGCGUCGAUCGUUAGUCGUUACCUGCACGUGCGUUAGUUGUUAGAUAAGAAAUUUUGCUUACCGUGUGUCACCGUCCCGCGUCCGGCAUCGCGAUUGUUCUUUAUUCUCCACUCGACGCGGAGCCCAAAAGAAAUCAGGUAGAUAGCACGUAUCAUUAAAUUUACCCUCUUCUGUUCUUCCUCUCUGCUGUCAUCUUGCAUAAAAACCGCAAAUACACUGAAAAAAAGCUUCGAUUCACCUGAUUCCACAAUCGAGCGAACGUUUUCAUUAAGUGUGACGUUCUGUGACAUAAUCCCCAGGGCAUAAAUAUUCAGCAAGUUAAAGAGAAGAGGAAACAUCCUUUGUUUUCCUCGACGAAGACAUGGCAACGACCGAAACGUACCAGAUCAAGUCGACGACCAAGGGCAUAAGCCGCAGAAAUGUCGUUCCCAUAAUUCACGUUCGAGGAACCCACUAUGAGAUCGGCUUUGAUAUCGGACGCACCUUUGCCAAGAUGAUCCAAAACUUUGUCGACGCCUAUGGACCGUUGAACGAAAUCUAUCUGCCAAUAUUCGCGACCGAGGAGGGCAAAAAGGUUUAUAAUGAAACUCUUGACGCGGUCAAGAAACAGUUUCCGCAAUAUUUGAGGGAGAUCGAGGGGACGGCAGACGGAGCAAACGUGCCGUUCCACAAACUAUUUCUGAUGCAUUUGGACGACAUUCUUCCGAACGUUACUGGAAUACAAGGAAAUGCACUUCCAGUCGGUUGUACAACCAUCAUGUGCAAUCAAUCGGGACAUGAGAUUUUAGGUCACAAUGAGGAUGCUCUUAGGGAGACUUUGAAUCACUGGUAUCUCGUGAAUGCUCACGUAAUUGAGAAGGGUUACAAAGAGGAGAAGUUCACGUCGUUGAGUUACGCUGGUUUCCUACCGGGUUACACGAUGGGUUACAACCACCAUGGCCUCGUUUACAGCAUUAACACCCUCAGUGCUGCGGUUCUACGAUCCGGCAAGACUCCGCGAUACUUCCUAACGCGAGCACUGCUGGGCGUGGAGAAUUUCGUACAAGCGCAACGGACGUUGAAGAACGAGGGUUACGGUGCGGCGGAGGGCUUCUCAGUGAACAUGACGUUCAUCGCACAAGAGGACGACCGGAUGUUUCACAACGUCGAGGUGGGCCCGGCUGAAACAGGCGCGAACCGGUCGCAGCUCAUCGUCCUGACUAUUAAGCUGGGCGAGAAUACCUCGCAUUGCAACAAGUAUCUACGUCUAAAAGUGGCGGAAGUGGGAGGAAGAAUCAUGGAGAGCAGCAUCAGGAGAGCGGAAACGAUUUCGAAGCAUCCGCCAGUUAAAUGUCGUCAGGAUGUAAUCAACAUACUUAGUGAUCAGACAGGCAAGAAGUAUGGGAUUUAUCGAGACGAUCUCGGUAGCGAGGUCAAGACGAUUGCCACUGGCAUCUUCGACUGCAUUGAACGUACGUGGUCUAUUUACACGGACAUCCCGCAGUUCAACGAGCCAAUAGUGGUGAUACCUAUGCAACUUCGUAAUUUCGCGGCUUCACAAAAUGACAAAGCAAAAUAAUAACUCUUCAUCUUAUACGAAUCACGAAAAUGUAGCAUUUGCUGCAUUCAUAUUUUACAACAUAUAUUUUAUAACAUAUGUAAUAUUAACAAUUUUAAUUAAAAGAAAUAAAUAUAUAUAUAUUAAAGAAUUUUUAAUCUAUCAAAUAAAAUGUAAGAAAGUUGAUGCAAUCUGGCUGUAAAGAAUUAUUGAAAUUUCGAAAGAAAUAUUGUACAAAA